AUGUCGGACGAAAAUAAGGCUGGCCGGAGAGAGAGGAUAGUGGGGGUCAAUGACGCAGUCGUUGAUGCGUCUCUACGAGUAUUAAUAAACGCGCGGCUGCUGCUCGGCGCGCUAUUUUCGUGGUGCUGUGAUAGCGCUGUCUGCUCGGGGGCUUCGCCGGCCCCACUGUACGCAACAGAUGGCUUCGCGUGCUGCAGAGACGUCAGCAACAGUUCUCUUCCCCUUCCUGGGUGUUUUGAGAAAGUAGACCACGGAGGGCGGCGGGCCGUUCCAGUUCGGCGGCUGUCAUUUGUACGCAGCCGGUUCCUCAGAGGGCUCACAGACUCGACGCGGCCCCCCUCGGAGCCCACGGCGGGACAAGAGGAUGUUGAUGAGGGCGCCCUCUGCCCUCUUUACAUGCAAAUAGCGGACCUGCGGCUCUGGCGGGGGCGGACUUCUUCCGGGCCACCGCUGUCAAACCAAACAAACACAGGCAAACAGCGCGGCGAUACUUUAAAGACGGCAUUGCUCUUCAAGUCUGCUUCAGGAGUUCAAAACUGCGAACAAUGUGGCUUCCACCAUAUACAAGGUGACAAGUUAGUUUCACGCCUGUAUGCAACAGCAGAACGCCACAACGACUACUGCUGA
Molecule: messenger RNA, 627 nt
Organism: Schistocerca serialis cubense
Lineage: Eukaryota; Metazoa; Arthropoda; Insecta; Orthoptera; Acrididae
Exons: 4
Coding region: 1-627 (208 amino acids)
Source: RefSeq, a predicted model, not a curated record